Molecule: messenger RNA, 604 nt
Organism: Dicrocoelium dendriticum
Lineage: Eukaryota; Metazoa; Platyhelminthes; Trematoda; Plagiorchiida; Dicrocoeliidae
Source: the annotation of a GenBank genome assembly
GCGGCACUGAUGUUUGCAUCUCAGGCUCUUCCGUCUGCCGUUCUGAUCGGCUACCUAUGCUUCUUGUUGGUACUUGAAUCUGGGACUCUAUUCUUAUCUGGAGGUAUAUCCCUCCUGAUGCGUUACACACUGGUCCCCACAGUCACUUGGGAGAAGCAAUUGGAAUUAACUUUUGAGUACUUACAUUUUAGAUUAUUUUUACCUGUGUGAAGCACUGCGUGUGCGUUAGAAACGCUCAGGAGGAACAACAUGUGUAAUUUUCCUUCGGCCGACUUCGCGCUGUCCUAUGGUGGCUUACCGGCCCUCACUCAAGGUCAGCUGUAUACCAUUGUUGUGGAUUUCGCUAUCCCGGACAGUCCUUUUAAUCAAGCAUCAGGAAUGAGCCUCCUCACUGUGGAACUCUUUGACGCUGACGGAAACCGUACAAUGCUCUUUCGAAAGUCGGUCAGUAUAAAACUACUUGCGUCAUUACUAUCCCUACGUGUUCUUUUCACUUUCCCUCUGAUUGUAAGUCGAAUUCACAACUUGUUGAAUGGAACUGGUUUUGGUCAUCAUGCACAGCUCACUAGCUUCAGAUGCUACAAUUGAACUUACCAAUCAGGCG